GACAGGCUGUGUGGGUUUAAAAUAUACUCUGUUAACGACAGCGUGGAAUAUUCUGAAUAAAAACAAUUUUUAUAAUACCUAAAUUGAUGUAGAAUUGGGAGUCGUGUAGUGUACCAAUAAUUAAAGCCUCAUUUUAACCUACACAUGGCGAUUUCGAGCAGGGCAUUUCAUUUUCUUCCUGAGAUGGGUUAAGAAUCUUCCAUCUGUGAAACCUCUCCCUUUUCCCAGCCAGCGGGAGGCCUGCUUGCAAAUUGCCCUUUUCACCUCGAUUUCAAGCUCGAGCGUAAUCUCUGAGGAGAAAAAUGGAGGGAGAGAGCUCCCGCCAAGCCGACAGCCACGCCGUGUCCGAGCCCGAUCCGCUGCGGCCUCCGACUGCGUCCUCCGGCCGGAUUCGCUCGCGGCCCGACAGUUUUCUGAUAGCUUGCCGAUGCUUUAGCUUCAUAACCUCUCUGGCUGGCAUUCUCUGCAUCGCUGUUAAUGUUCUCUCCGCCGUUCGAUCUUUCAGAAACGGAUCUGAUAUAUUUGACGGAAUAUUCCGGUGCUACGCGGUGGUCAUAGCCGUGUUUGUGGUUGUCGCGGAGACUGAGUGGGGAGUAAUUAUGAAGUUCUCAAAGGUUUUGGAAUAUUGGGCAGGCAGGGGAAUGCUGCAGAUCUUUGUUGCAGUCAUGACAAGAGCUUAUCCAGAGUAUUUGAGAGACCGCCAAGAGCUUUUCCUUCUACAAAGCAUUGCAAGCUACCUUCUCCUUGCAUGUGGUGUGAUUUAUGUGAUAUCAGGAAUAUUGUGCAUUGGUGCCGUCAAGCGUGCUCGCCAGAAAAGAGAACUUUCCAGGGACCAAGCAAUAAAGGAUCUCGAGGAUCUUGAGCGACGUAGAGAAGAACUCGAGUCAUUGUUGCUCGAGGAACAUGUUUGAUCUGUUGUUCAUCUGUGGUCAGAGGCAUCCAACUAUUAACCCUGGUUUGAGGCUACAUUUGGAGGUUAGCUAUAUAUUUAAGAGCCAAUGCUAAUCCAGAAAUUGAUUUUUUUUUUGGGUACAGUUCAGAGUUAGCCGAACUUUUAUGUCUGUUGUAUAAUGACAUAUAGUCGAAUGCUAGACCUUGCUAUGCUGCUAUAAUAACGGAUUUUCGUUUUGGGAACAAUUGUAGGGCUGCAAAAUAUUUUUACUGAAUUUUUUGUGAUGUAAUUUCUGUUAUUUGUACGCUGGAGUUCUAACUCGAUUGAAUGUUCAUUUAGUCCCAUUAUUUAUUAGAUCGGUCG
Messenger RNA from Striga asiatica, 1255 nucleotides. The record is from the annotation of a GenBank genome assembly. Lineage: Eukaryota; Viridiplantae; Streptophyta; Magnoliopsida; Lamiales; Orobanchaceae.